UUUAAAAUUAAUAUUUAACAAAAUGCAUAAUCACCUGAAACCUGUUCUGUUGAUAUCCAUUUUAGCCUGAACUGCACUUGCAAGUCAUGCAAUAGAUGAAGCUACAUUCUCGAAUUUUAAUGAGAUUCAAACUCAGCACUUUGUCUUAGAUAUUGACAUUAAUUUCUCAAGAAAAGUGUUUAGUGGAACUCAGACUCUACAUAUGAAAUCACUUAAUAAAGACUUGGCUGAAGUUUAUCUUGAUAUUAAUGAUCUUACUAUUUAUUCAAUUGAAGAUGAAGAGGCGAAUAACUUUGAGUACAAAAUCGACAGCCCAAAUCCAAUUUUAGGGCAACGUUUGACUAUUCUCAUCCCAAGCGACCAAAGAGGGAAAGAAAAUUACAUAUUUGUUAUUAGCUACAAGACUUCUCCAACUGCAGAGGCUAUUAGUUGGCUCACUCCUGAGCAAACUUCUGGAAAGAAGCUUCCUUACAUGUUCACUCAGUCUGAAUCUAUCCAUGCUAGAUCUCUUGCUCCUUUCCAAGACACUCCUAGUAUUAAAUCAACUUAUGUUGUAAACACGACUACUGAUGUUGAAUUCGUCACAAGAGUCAGCGGAAAUAUAACUUAUGACUACACAGAUUGCAUGAGUAGGUACUCUACCUUCGAGAUGAACAUCCCAGUUCAAUCCUACUUGCUUGCUAUCGCAUCAGGUAACUUGGUUGAGCGUCGCAUUGGAAACAGGACUUUUGUGAUUUCUGAGCCUGAAGAAAUCGAAAAAGUUGCCAAUGAAUUUUCUGAACUAGAAGAUUUUCUAAGUGAAGCUGAAAGGUUGACCAUUCCUUAUGAAUGGGGAGUAUAUAAAUUGCUGAUUCUUCCACCAUCCUUCCCAUUUGGAGGCAUGGAGAACCCUCUUUUAACAUUUGCUUCACCAGCUAUUGUUCCUGGUGAUAAAUCGUCAGUUGAUGUUGCUAUUCAUGAAAUUGCUCACUCUUGGUUUGGCAACUUGGUCACAAAUAACAAUUGGACGAACUUUUGGUUGAACGAAGGAUUUACAACUUUCCUUGAGAGAAAAACAGUCAGGAACAUCUUUGGAGAAGAUUUUAUGAAAGUAACUGCAAAGCUUGAGAACCAAACUGUGUACUUCGAAAUCCUAGAUUAUGGAUUAGACAAUGGAUUCACCAGCCUUCAUCCUGUAUUUAACGGGACUCAUCCAGAUGAAGCUCUUUCAGAUAUUCCUUAUGAAAAAGGAUUCCAAUUCCUGAUCUAUCUGGAAUCUCUAAUCGGAGAAGAUUAUAUGUUGGAAUUCUUAAGAUCAUACCUCAAAAACUUCGCUUAUACUAGCAUAGAUGUCACAAAUUUCAUCUCGUUCUUUAGUGAAUACGUACACCAGAAGUUCACUACGACUGAUGCUGAAAAAAUCUUAUCCAAAAUUGAUUUUGAUGCUUGGAUAUAUGCUCCAGGACUUCCUCCGAUUACUGUUGAUUUUGAAACAAAGGAGUACAAUGAUGCAAUAGAACUUGCUCAGAGUUUCUUAGAUGCUAAGGCCAAUGCGACCUCUGCUCUCCAAAUAUUCAAAAGUUUCUCUGUUAACCUCAAAGGUCUCUUUAUCAGCCACCUCAUCGAUAACCAAGAAAUUGUAGAUGACUGUAUGGCUCAGUACAUCUAUGAUACUCUCCAACUCGGCGAUGAGAUCAAUGGAGAAGUCGUAUUCAGAUGGCUAAUUGUAGCAAUCAGAAGUGGUCAGCUUAGAGCUCCAUUCGAAUCUGCUGAUGAAUUUGUUGGAUCUAUUGGAAGAAUGAAAUAUGUCAUUCCUGUCUACCAAGCAAUGCUUGACAGUAAUGCUGCCAUAGCUAAGGAAAUCUUCAACAAGCAUGAAGACUUCUACCAUCCAAUUGCAAUAAAAGCAAUCCAAGAUAUUUUCUCAGAGGACGUACUAAUUUCAGCUUAAAUCUGAACCAAUCUGGGA
Moneuplotes crassus is the source of this 1948-nucleotide messenger RNA. NCBI's taxonomy places the organism in Eukaryota, Ciliophora, Spirotrichea, Euplotida, Euplotidae. The record is from the annotation of a GenBank genome assembly.